Messenger RNA from Clonostachys rhizophaga, 912 nucleotides. The record is from the annotation of a GenBank genome assembly. NCBI's taxonomy places the organism in Eukaryota, Fungi, Ascomycota, Sordariomycetes, Hypocreales, Bionectriaceae.
AUGAACAUCCUUGUGAUUGGAGGCACCGGCAUGAUAGGCGGCCACGCCGCCCUUCACUUGCAGUCCGAAGGCCACAGGGUUACCAUUGCAGGCCGCCGCCCCAGCACUGUUCCAGCUCUUUCGUCGAUGUCUUUUAUGAAAGGCGACUAUGUUCAUGGAGACUUCACCAAAGACCAGCUCUCUGGGUUCAAUGCCGUGGUCUUCACCGCUGGCGCCGAUGCGCGUCAUGUCCCAGCAGAUGUCGACCCAGGAACAUAUCUCGUGCAAGCAAACGGAACAGCCGUGCCCAAGAUGGCAGCACUCGCCCGUGACGCCGGCGUAGAGUACUUUAUCCACGUUGGCAGCGCCUACCCGCACAUUCUGCCCGACCAAGUCGAGAAUAAUGCCUACAUCCGAUCUCGCAAGCUGGCUUCCGAAGGCGUCGCCAGCCUUGCUAAGCCGUUGUUUAAAGCCACGAGCCUGGACCCGCCCUUUGUGGUUGGGACUGUUCCCGGCAUGGACGUUCCCAUGUUCCAGGCCUAUGUGCAGUAUGCAGAGGGCAAGAUUGCUCUGCCCCCUUGUGCGCCACUGGGUGGGCUCAAUUUUAUUUCGGCCCAGUCGCUGUCCGAAGCAAUUUCUGGGGCGUUGAGGAACGCCGACGAGGUUGCCGGGCGGACUAUUCUGAUCGGGGACGAGAACCUCACCUACGCUGAAUAUUUUGACAAAUUUUUCAAGGCAGUCGGCCACGAGGCAGGAACAGUUAAAGCCAAAGACGAAGAACAUCCUUUGUUGCCCCGAUCGGCCUUGUUCGCUGGGGACAAGGUUGUCAAGUAUGAGAUGGACCCUGACGAUGAGCGAAUCCUGGGAAAGUUCAGACGCAACGAUAUUGAUCGAGCAAUCCGUGAGAUUGUCGACCAGUAUUGCUCCAUUUGA